CUUGCGGACCUGCAUUGUCGCUUUGGAGAUUUUUGAUCGUGCGCGGUUUGAAAAACGGCUCAAGCGGAUGGGCCGGAACUCACGUGAUCCAGUUUUGGCGCUUUGAGAACUCACUGCUGCUUGUCAAGGAGCUCCCUCUUUUUCACCACAUAGACAGGAUGAAGUUCUCUGCUGAUGUCAGCUCUUCGCGCAGAAAGAGCAGAAAGGCUCACUUCUCGGCUCCUUCCAGCAUCCGUCGCAAGAUCAUGAGCGCUCCUUUGUCCAAGGAGCUCAAGGAGAAGCACAGCACCCGCUCCAUUCCUGUUCGCAAGGACGACGAAGUUAUGAUUGUCCGUGGCACCUACAAGGGCCGUGAGGGCAAGGUUGUGCAGGUGUACCGUAAGAAGUGGGUUAUCCACAUUGACCGUGUCACUCGUGAAAAGGUCAAUGGUGCCACCGUUCCCAUUGGUAUCCAUCCCUCCAAGGUUGUCGUUACCAAGCUCAAGGUCGACAAGAGCCGUCAGGCUAUCCUUGACCGCAAGGCCAAGAAAGAUGCUAUGAAGCAGUAAAUUUCUCAUAUCGACUGUUCGUGCAUUUUGAAUGUCAAAUAAAAAUACUUCCACACUUGUAUCAAAGAACCGAAAAAAGAAUGGAUUGUGAAGUAGAGGAAAAAGAGGAGCGGAUAUGUGAGGAAUGUUACUUAUAUAUCAUUAUUGCGAUUAAGCGUUGUUAUUU
Molecule: messenger RNA, 714 nt
Organism: Radiomyces spectabilis
Lineage: Eukaryota; Fungi; Mucoromycota; Mucoromycetes; Mucorales; Radiomycetaceae
Product: translation protein SH3-like domain-containing protein
Exons: 3
Coding region: 159-548 (129 amino acids)
Biological process (GO): cytoplasmic translation; ribosomal large subunit biogenesis
Cellular component (GO): cytosolic large ribosomal subunit; ribosome
Molecular function (GO): RNA binding; structural constituent of ribosome
Source: RefSeq, a predicted model, not a curated record